GAUCAGGUUCUCUCAUUGGUCUAUUUCCUUGCUAUAGUUGUUUUUAAACCCUCCAUAACAGUGGGCCAUGUGAUCAUGUGAAAUAGUCCAAAUAGAGGGGGUUUCAAAUCAUGGAGUUUUGAUAUUUAGUUGGGUUUUCUCUUUUAGCUUUUUAGCCACAUGGGGAACAUGCCCCACUUGUGUUUUGCCACAUUUGAAGUUUCUAUAGCAAGGGCCCUUUGUUUUUUUUGGGAGGUGGGUGGUGUUUGCCAAUGGGUCUUUCUUUGGAGGUUGGUCACAUGGGAAAAUGGGCUUUGAUUCUUUUCUUGUGUAUGUAAAUUCCAACAUGGUCUUUUAGGUCCUCCAUUGGGUUUAUAUUAGCCCCUCUUGAGCCAUUGGAAAUAUGAACAAAAAAACCCAUAUGGGCCUUUCACCAUUUCCAAUCUUCUAGCAUUAGUGUUUUUCAAGAAAUUUUUUUUUUCUUGUUUGGGUUUUUGGGUUCCUUUGAUUUUGUACUCUUUUGUUAGAAUUGGAUUGGAGGUGAUAAUGGGGAAGCUGAGUAUUGGGAAGGUAUUGGAUUGCUUUUGUCUCUCUUCAUGCUCAAAUUCAUCUUGUUUUUGCAUGAAUUCAAUGGAAGGAGAAGAUGGUAUGGAGAGGAAGUCACUGAUUCCAAGUGAAGGUGAUCGGAUGGUCAGAAUUAAAGAUAUUAUUGAUCAGAACCAUACAUUGGCUUUCCAUUUGAAGCCCAAGAUGGUAGUUUUAAGGGUGUCCAUGCACUGCAGUGGCUGUGCCAAAAAAGUUGAGAAACACAUUUCAAAGAUGGAAGGAGUGACUUCCUUUGAAGUAGACUUGGAGAGCAAGAAGGUUGUGGUGAAGGGAGAUAUUGUUCCCUUUGAAGUUUUGGAGAGUGUUUCUAAGGUUAAAACUGCUGAGCUUUGGACAUCUUACUGAAGAUUCAAUCAACAUCAUUUAAUCAAGAUCCUCUUCUACACUCAGACAGGUUUGGAGAAAGAUGGAGAGUAGAGAAGCUAAACAUGGAACAUCCAUGGAUGGUUUUCUUCCAUGAUUUGUGUCUAGCAUAUGGCCCACCUCAUUUCUACGGUCGCACGAUCCGUUCCAUGCUAAGGUUUUGGUACACCCUUGUUGAUGGAUUCCUUGUAGGGAUGAGACAUGUACAUACCAUAUGAAUGGAAGUAGGAAUUCUUCAGUUUUUGGUUUUGAUGGUCUGUUCUUCCAAGAGGGACAAUAAUCAUACCCACACAUCUUGUGGGCCAUAGACGUGCUAAAUCCAAGCCUCCCAUUUAGAAGGCCUCGCAGUGGAUGCGACCACAUUGAUAAAAAUAAAUAAAUAAAAGACCAGUCCGACGAUCCAAGGAAAAGACGGGCGGGCAGCUAUGCUCGACCAACGGUCAUCAUUCAUGUUCAAAGACAGGCGGGCCUGUCUGAUGAGCAGCCGAGAAUAGUGCACAUGUACCAUGAGUAUGGCCCCGACCGACUUUUGAAGUUGGUUCAGACCAAGCUAAAUGGGUAGCAGAAAAGUAGGGCUGUACACGAAC
Magnolia sinica is the source of this 1535-nucleotide messenger RNA. Its product is annotated as heavy metal-associated isoprenylated plant protein 9-like. The transcript is spliced from 3 exons. Gene Ontology annotation, molecular function: metal ion binding. Lineage: Eukaryota; Viridiplantae; Streptophyta; Magnoliopsida; Magnoliales; Magnoliaceae. The coding region runs from base 526 to 930 and encodes 134 amino acids. The record is from RefSeq and is a predicted model, not a curated record.